Molecule: messenger RNA, 1197 nt
Organism: Entamoeba invadens IP1
Lineage: Eukaryota; Evosea; Mastigamoebida; Endamoebidae
Exons: 1
Coding region: 1-1197 (398 amino acids)
Source: RefSeq, a predicted model, not a curated record
AUGAGGAUUGUGCUUGUGUUUCUUUUUGUGUUCUGUACGCUCAGCUCUCCACUUUCGAUCAAUAUAUUUGAUGUUGGCCAGGCUGACUCGCAGCUCAUAGUGUUUCCGAGUGGGUACUCCGUUUUGAUUGAUUUGGGUGAAGUCCGUGACGACCCGAACCCGACAAAUGUUUUGAAGGUGUCUGAAAAGAUCAAACAAAUACUGAACUCCACUUAUAUUGAUGUUGUUGUGUUGAGCCACGAACAUUCAGACCAUUAUGGUUAUGUCAAUAAGUCGGGUCUGUGGUACCUGUUUGAGAAACUCGAAUUCAAAACCGGCAAAUUCAUUGACAGAGACUUUGGUUCGUAUGAAGGUGAAGACAGACGGAAUUGCAAUUAUGACACGUUCAACUUCAAGGUAGUAGGCGAGUUUGAACAAAUUGCGAUGGACUGGGCUUGUUACGCGGAUAGUAUGAAAGAUAAGACCAAACUGUCUUCCCUUCGUGAAACAGCCGAAGUAUGUUCACACACUCAAAUCAAUCCACCAGACACUGAUUGUGAAGUUGAAAUAUUCACGUCAAACGGGUUUGGAGCUGUGAGAAUUGACGGGCUUUCAGUAGAAGCCAAUUAUUUGAAUGACCCACUCAAACCAAGUGAAAACGACUAUUCGAUUGGUAUAAGAGUGAAAUACGGUGAUUUUGUAUAUGUUACUUCCGGUGAUCUUGACGGUGGAUAUGCCUACAGUUAUGGCACAACGAUUAAUAAUAUUGAAACUGAAAUCAAAAACAUUGUUGGGAGUGUGGAUGUCUAUCGUGCAAAUCACCACGGAAGCAAGCACAGUUCGAGCUGGGAUUACUUGAAUGUUUUAAACCCCGUAGUGAGCAUUAUUUCUUGUGGUGAAGGCAACCCGUAUUACCACCCCGCACCUACAACUGCGUACAGACUUCACAGCGUCAGUGAAACUGUUUAUGCAACAGAAAAGUGUAACACACAAGUUUCAUACGAUAACUAUUUCGAGAUGCAAGACGAUAUAAUUAUCACAGUAGAAAGUAACUCUUCCAAAGUAUUCACGGUUGAAAACGGAAAUAAGACGUACAAGAAGGAGUUCACAAUAAAAAGCAACAAGGCUUCUCGGGAUGUCUGCGUUCGCCCAGAAGUUUCUGAUGGUUCUUUAAGUGUUUUCACACUUAUGAUCCUUGCAGUAUUUUUUGCGCUUUAA